This is a messenger RNA of Oldenlandia corymbosa var. corymbosa, 501 nucleotides long. The record is from the annotation of a GenBank genome assembly. Lineage: Eukaryota; Viridiplantae; Streptophyta; Magnoliopsida; Gentianales; Rubiaceae.
AUGCAACCUGAGGUUCACAGUUCUUCGUUGAAACUAUCGGAUCGAUUUGAUGUAUUGGCGGAUCUACCAGGAAAUGAAGAGCCACAAAAUGAUCUUGAUGAAGACAAUGGGAAUAAAAAUGUAGACGAUGAUGUAGAGGAUGAGGUUUUCUCUGAACAGCUGGAUAAAAAUCUGAACACAAAAGUUGAUUUAGAUAAUCAAAUCUUUGACGAUACUUCUCUUAGUUCCCAAACUGAGUUUGAAAAUGACGUUCUGGUGCAUCGAGGAUUCGUUUCUGAUGGCGAACAGGAACAUAAGAAACGUGGGAGACCUCGUGGCUCUAAGAAGGUCACUCUACUGCCGGGUACUGAAACUCGUCGGCUGACGAGACUACAAGGUGGCUCAGAUCAGGUCAUUCAUAUUGAAGCUUCAAUGCCACAUCUAACUGAAAGAGUUUUAAUCUCUGCUAUUUAUGCUAAGUCUUCAAGGAAUGGUCGACAAGAUCUAUGGGCUGAAUUGUAG